CUUUAAACACCACAAUCUUGCUCUUGCUACCAUCAUGCAUAUCCCCACGCUUUUUCUCCUUGCCUGCCUCGUCCCCUUUUGCCUCGGGACGACAUCCACCGACUCCCACGGCUCCACCUCCCAGCCCGAUGUUUACGAAGCUAUCCACCAAAGAGAGUCGAUCCUCGCUGAAACUCUGGACACCAAGGAUUGGGACCGCCUGGGCGAGUCGAUGACCGAAGACAUCAUUUACGACAGCAGGCCGCUCGGUCCUGAUUACGGCGGGCUGUCUGUCGGCCUGGAUCAAGUCAUCGAGAAUACCAAGCAGGCAUUCGGCGACGCCAUGGUCGCGCACCAUGUCUCCAACGCGAUCAUCCGGCUGAACCCUGACGUAACCGAGGCCAACGUCACCACCUACAUCGUUUGGUCUCGCUGGGAGCCGGAUGCGCUUGAUGAUCCGAAAAAGACGUUCCGAAUCUAUGAGAGGUGCGACGACAUAUUUGUGGUGGAUGAUGGGACUUGGAAACUGACGUACAGUUUGGUCACAAACCUGGCGCCGAAGGUUGAGAACCCCUACUUCAACGAUGAGCAGGAUAUGUAGUGUCGUCUCAG
Parathielavia appendiculata is the source of this 591-nucleotide messenger RNA. RefSeq lists its product as uncharacterized. The transcript is spliced from 2 exons. Bases 35 to 580 code for a protein of 181 amino acids. The record is from RefSeq and is a predicted model, not a curated record. NCBI's taxonomy places the organism in Eukaryota, Fungi, Ascomycota, Sordariomycetes, Sordariales, Chaetomiaceae.